AUGACUGAAUAUGUUUCGAAGUUCGUGGAAUUGGCAAAGUACUAUCCACAUUACAAUAGAGUAAUUGUUGAGUUCUCGAAGUGCAUCAAGUCAUAUAUCAGUACCCAAUGUCAAAAGCCAAAGAAGGAGGUUGCUGCUCAAACCAACGACAAAGUGUUUGCUUUGAGUGGGACAGAGGAUUCCAAGAAGAACAACUUGAUUCGAGGUGCUUGCUUUAUUAAUGAUGUUGAUUUAGUUGUGAUUAUUAAUACUGCUUAUACUCAUUCGUUUAUUUCGCUUGAAUGUGCUUCUAAGUUGGAAUUGGAGUUGUCUGAUAUGGAUGGUAGCAUGAUAAUAGAUGUUCCUGGUAGUGGUUUUGUUACUACUACUUAUGUUGGUCGAAAGUGUCUUUUGACUGUCUUUGAUAAAAGUUUUGUGAUGAUUUUGUGUGUCUACCCUUAA
This is a messenger RNA of Vicia villosa (hairy vetch), 441 nucleotides long. RefSeq lists its product as uncharacterized. The coding region runs from base 1 to 441 and encodes 146 amino acids. The record is from RefSeq and is a predicted model, not a curated record. NCBI's taxonomy places the organism in Eukaryota, Viridiplantae, Streptophyta, Magnoliopsida, Fabales, Fabaceae. The transcript has 2 exons.